Eutrema salsugineum is the source of this 1732-nucleotide messenger RNA. Its product is annotated as amino acid transporter AVT3C. Gene Ontology annotation, molecular function: amino acid transmembrane transporter activity. Lineage: Eukaryota; Viridiplantae; Streptophyta; Magnoliopsida; Brassicales; Brassicaceae. The transcript has a single exon. Gene Ontology annotation, biological process: amino acid transmembrane transport. Gene Ontology annotation, cellular component: vacuolar membrane. The coding region runs from base 188 to 1504 and encodes 438 amino acids. The record is from RefSeq and is a predicted model, not a curated record.
AAAAGACUCCACCAACUACACGCAAUUAUCUUCGACUCGUCUUCUUCUACCUUUCUGUCCUCCAUCUCAUCUUUGCUAAAUCUUCUCUGAUUUUCAGAUUAAUCCCUUCGGCGACAAAAUCAAAAAGCUUUCUGCUUCUUUUCUGCCGCGACGAUUCCGUUAACCUCCCUCUUAGAUUUCCAAUCAGAUGGGUUUUGACAAGGAAGCUGCUAGCUCCUCGUCUUAUACCAUUAAAAUACCGCCGGCUAGGGAGGACACGCCUCUUCUAGGCAAGGGACCUCCGCUUUCGAGCCAGUUCAAGACCUUCGCCAAUGUCUUCAUAGCAGUCGUGGGCGCUGGGGUUCUAGGCCUUCCUUACGCCUUCAAGCGGACCGGAUGGCUCAUGGGUGUGCUCCUUCUCGUCUCCGUCUCCGUUUUGACCCAUCACUGCAUGAUGCUCCUCGUUCAUACCCGCCGCAAGCUCGACUCUUUGAAUGGCGGUUUCUCCAGUUCCAAGAUCGGCUCCUUUGGGGACCUUGGAUUUGCCGUCUGCGGCUCCCUCGGCAGGGUCGUCGUUGACAUCUUUAUCAUUAUGUCUCAAGCUGGGUUUUGCGUCGGAUAUCUAAUCUUCAUCGGCACUACUUUAGCUAAUCUUUUCGACCCUGAAUCUCCCACGAGUCUGAGGCAUCAGUUUACAAGGCUGGGCUCUGAAUUCUUUGGUGUCUCCUCUAAGAGCCUCUACAUAUGGGGUUGCUUUCCCUUCCAGCUGGGUUUGAAUUCCAUUAAGACCCUCACCCACUUGGCUCCUCUCAGCAUCUUCGCCGACAUUGUUGAUCUUGGCGCCAUGGCUGUGGUCAUUGUGGAGGAUUCAAUGAUUAUACUCAAGCAAAGGCCUGACGUUGUUGCCUUUGGUGGUAUGUCCCUCUUCUUCUAUGGGAUGGGCGUGGCCGUUUACUCCUUCGAAGGGGUUGGAAUGGUCUUGCCUCUUGAAUCGGAGAUGAAAGACAAGGACAAGUUUGGCAAAGUCUUGGCACUCGGCAUGGGAUUCAUCUCUUUGAUAUACAUAGCAUUUGGUUUCUUAGGCUACUUGGCUUUUGGUGAAGACACCAUGGACAUAAUCACGGCAAACUUGGGGGCAGGACUUAUCAGCACUAUUGUUCAGCUUGGACUCUGCAUCAACCUCUUCUUCACCUUCCCCUUGAUGAUGAAUCCGGUGUUUGAGAUAGUGGAGAGGCGCUUCUCGCGUGGGAUGUACUCUGCGUGGCUGAGAUGGCUGCUCGUCUUGGCAGUGACUCUGGUGGCUCUCUUUGUGCCAAACUUUACAGAUUUCUUGUCCUUGGUGGGCAGCAGCACUUGCUGCAUCUUAGGGUUUGUGCUACCUGCUUUGUUUCAUUUGCUGGUGUUCAAGGAAGACAUGGGGUGGAAACAAUGGAGUUUGGACACAGCGAUAGUGGGACUGGGCGUGGUUCUUGCUGUGUCGGGAACGUGGAGUUCCCUGAGUGAGAUCUUCUCUGUCAAAGUGUAAGCGUCGUCUAUGUCCCCUGACAAGUGGAGAGGUUUUUCCCCUUGUGUCCAAUACCUGUGAAGUGUGCCAUUAUAUUUAUGUGUGGGAUUGUGGUUUAAGAGUAUCCGAUUAAUGAUUGUAUUUGUAUUGUGAUUGUUUUGGAACUUGGAAUAAAAACACAUGAGCUCUGUUUUGUGUACAACAUGUACAUAUAUAUAUGUGAAGCAAAGGAACCCUGUGAAUCAGGUU